Messenger RNA from Heterostelium album PN500, 381 nucleotides. RefSeq names its product DUF423 domain-containing protein. NCBI's taxonomy places the organism in Eukaryota, Evosea, Eumycetozoa, Acytosteliales, Acytosteliaceae. The transcript is spliced from 4 exons. Bases 1 to 381 code for a protein of 126 amino acids. The record is from RefSeq and is a predicted model, not a curated record.
AUGAAUAUAUUAGCAUCAGCAUCACAAUCGAUUUGGUGGAAAAUCGGUGGUUUGUCAGCUGCCUCCGCUGUUGGUCUUGGUGCAUUCGGUAGUCAUGGUCUGAAAAAGAAAGUUAGUGAUCCUGUUAAAUUGGAUUAUUGGAAAACAGCUUCUCACUAUCAUUUACUACAUUCAAUUGCAAUUAUGAUGGCACCAUUUUCCAAAAACCCAAAUUUUGCUGGUGUUAUGUUUACUUCUGGUGUUGUAUUGUUCUCUGGAUCCUUAUAUUAUAUGACUGUUGGUCAAAAGAAAAUGGGAUUUGUACCACCAAUCGGCGGUGUAGGUCUAAUUGCAGGAUGGUUAGCUCUAGUUUUGUUGGAUGUUGAACUUGUUGAACGUUGA